AUGGCUGAAAUUCGCAAAGAGGAAAUCGAAAUGGUGAAUGUGGAAUCAGGAGCGCUCAUUGCUCUUAUUGAUUUCUGUUACUCCGGAAGAAUACGGAUCAGCGACAACAAUGUGCAUAGCAUUUUACCUGCUGCUUGCUUGCUCCAGUGA
Messenger RNA from Cooperia oncophora, 150 nucleotides. NCBI's taxonomy places the organism in Eukaryota, Metazoa, Nematoda, Chromadorea, Rhabditida, Trichostrongylidae. The record is from the annotation of a GenBank genome assembly.